Staurois parvus is the source of this 476-nucleotide messenger RNA. The record is from the annotation of a GenBank genome assembly. Lineage: Eukaryota; Metazoa; Chordata; Amphibia; Anura; Ranidae.
AUGGGCCACUGUACCGCCUCAUCAUGCUGCUGCCAGGCCUGUAAUCUGCCAUGGGCCCCUGUACCGCCUCCUCAUGCUGCUGCCAGGCCCGAAAUCUGCCAUGGGCCCCUGUACCGCCUCCUCAUGCUGCUGCCAGGUCCAGAGUCUCUCAUGGGUCCCUGUACGGCCUCCCAUUGCUGCUGUCUCCAUCGCCACACUCUGCCAUGUGCCACUUUCAGGUCUCCUCACUCUGCUGGUGUGUUACAUUUUUUGUCAUAGGGUGCUGGCAGAUUACGGGCCUCCCAUUGCUGCUGCCAGGCCCGUAAUCUGCCAUGGGCCCCUGUACCGCCUCCUCAUGCUGCUGCCAGGUGCAGAGUGUCUCAUGGGUCCCUGUACGGCCUCCCUUUGCUGCUGUCUCCAUCGCCACACUCUGCCAUGUGCCACUUUCAGGUCUCCUCACACUGCUGGUGUGUUACAUUUUUUGUCAUAGGGUGCUG